Messenger RNA from Entrophospora candida, 522 nucleotides. The record is from the annotation of a GenBank genome assembly. Lineage: Eukaryota; Fungi; Glomeromycota; Glomeromycetes; Entrophosporales; Entrophosporaceae.
AUGAUUGUAAAUAAUCAAAAUAAAGCUUCUAAUGACUUGGGUUUUUAUGUUAAGCUUGAAAACUUAAGAUCAGUUUAUCAAUGGGUUGUACAACUUAAAAAUUUUGAUCCAAGUAUUCCAUUAGCUCAAGAUAUGGCAGCACAUAAUGUUACCAGUAUUGAUCUAGAAGUUAGAUUUUCUCCUGAUUUCCCCGCUUUACCACCAUAUAUUCGUGUAAUAAGACCAAGAUUACUAAGAUUUCUUAAUGGUGGAGGUGGUCAUGUUACAGCAGGAGGAUCUAUUUGUAUAGAGAUUUUAACAUUGGGCAAUAGGAAUGAUAAAGGGUGGUCGUCCGAGUUCACUAUAGAAUCAGUUUUAUUACAAGUUAAAUUGGCAUUAAGUGAUUUAAGUCCACCUGCAAGACUUGACAAGAAUUGGAAAAUUGAAUACAGUCCAAGAGAAGCUAUGGAUGCAUAUAUUAGGGUAGCAAGACAACAUGGUUGGGCUAUUCCACCUCAAUGGUCAACUUUAUUUAGACAUUAA